Dermatophagoides farinae (American house dust mite) is the source of this 815-nucleotide messenger RNA. RefSeq names its product cilia- and flagella-associated protein 20 (gene Bug22). The record is from RefSeq and is a predicted model, not a curated record. NCBI's taxonomy places the organism in Eukaryota, Metazoa, Arthropoda, Arachnida, Sarcoptiformes, Pyroglyphidae.
UUUCGGCAAGUUUCCCUGUGUGUUAUUGUUUUGGUUUCUGUGGCAACCGCGCGUCUUGAUCAUCAUCAAUCAAUUGAUUGAAUUUGCUACCAGGACAAUGUUCAAGAAUACGUUUCAAAGUGGUUUUCUGUCCAUACUAUAUUCGAUUGGAUCGAAUCCGCUGCAAAUUUGGGAGAAAAAAGUCAAAAACGGCAGCAUUAAACGCAUCACCGAUAACGAUAUUCAGUCGCUGGUCAUCGAAAUCACCGGUUCGAACGUGGCCACAACAUACGUCACCUGUCCGCCACCACAACCGAGAUCCAGUUUGGGCAUCAAACUGCCGUUCCUCAUAUUGAUCGUGAAGAAUCUGAAACGCUUCUUUAGUUUUGAAGUGGAAAUCCUGGACGAUAAAAAUGUUCGACGCCGUUUUCGAGCGUCCAAUUUUCAGUCAGUCACUAGAGUGAAACAUUUCAUCUGUUCCAUGCCAUUGCGGCUGGAUGAUGGCUGGAACCAGAUUGCGUUCAACCUGAAUGAUUUCUGUCGCCGAGCAUAUGGCAGCAAUUACAUGGAGACGGUACGCGUCACAAUCAACGCCAAUUGCCGAUUACGACGCGUUUACUUUGCCGAUCGCAUGUAUGCCGAAGAUGAAUUGCCAGCCGAAUUCAAACUCUAUCUGCCCGUCACAUCAUCGACAUUGGCAACAUCCACUACAAUCAUUGAAUAAUGUAUCGAUUCAUUGUCUAUUGUAUAUUUCAAAUUGAUCUCGUAUAUAUAUAUAUGAUUGUAUUUGGCAAUUUUUUUUAAAUAAAUCCAAUAAAAUCAAAUGAUGAACGAAU